UGUGACUGCCUUCCUUAUUUUUGGACGUUCGAAGUGAUAAGUGCACACGGAAGCAGGUGCGCGAGCCUUUCCUACUUUUUCCAGUUUCCGCAAACCCCAAGACACCGCCACAAUGCCAACGAUAGAAGAACUCUCAGACAACAUUGAGCAUCAAUAUGCGCAACACCAGGCCGCAGGGCCCCAGGCCAAGCACCAGGAUGCUGACAAGUUUAUCGACGACCUCAUGAAGACACCCUUGUUCAUGAAGACCAUGCCGACCGAAAAGGACCUGGAGGAGAACGAGACGUUGGCAGCUAUACACUCGCUUAUUUACGACGGGACGCCUGAAGAAAUUGCAAUGAAUUUCAAGAACCAAGGAAACGAGAGUUUCAAGGCGGGCAAGCGGGAGUACAAACAUGCUAUCAAUUACUACACAAAGGGACUGGAGCAGAAGGCCGACAAUGCGGAACUGAAUGCGACGCUUUACUCUAAUCGUGCGGCUGUGAAUUUGGAGCUGGGCAAUUAUCGAAAGGUCCUGAACGACUGUGCGGAAGCGAUAACAUUGCGUCCGGAAACUAUCAAGGCAUAUUAUCGGUCGGCAAAGGCUCUCAUUGCGCUCGACAAGCUUGCCGAGGCGAUAGAUUGUUGUGACAUCGGUUUGAAGAUAGAUCCCAAUAAUGCGGCGUUGAGUGUAGAGAGGAAGAAGGCCGUAGAUAGGAAGAUGCUGCAGGAAGAGACUGAUAGGAAGAGGAAGGAGCGAGAGGAGAGAAUCAAACGAGAGGAAGGGGAAGUCCAGCAAGCUAUUCUGUCCAAAGGUAUUAAGCCGAUAAGAAGCAACAAGCCCAGCAAGGACACGGAGCAGCCCGCGAUUGUCAACUCCCUACACUCCGACCACAAGAUCAAAUACGAUGCCCAAACCAACAUCCUCACCUUCCCCGUCGUGUUCCUCUACCCGGAACACUCGCAAUCAGAUCUCAUCGCUGCGUUCAACGAGGACGACCUGUUCCAAGCCCAUCUGGAGAUGAUGUUUGGCGACGAAAGUCCAUCGUGGGAUACGGGGAAGACAUAUAAGCCGGACGAUCUCGAAAUCUACUUUGAGGGAUUCCCAAACAAUGGACCGGCAAAGUUGUUGCGGGUUGGAAAGCGGAUGACGUUGGGUGAUGUGCUGACGCAUCCAGAGUUCCGAGUGGUAGACGGCGUGUGCACAUUCGCGGUGGUACCGAAGACAUCGCCUUACAAGAAGAUCUUGAAGGCGAAGUAUAAGCAACGAUCAUAGGACGUAGAGCUAGACUAGAAUCGGGGUAGGGCAAGCAUUCCGUAGAACGUGCAGCGAUUCCCCCUCCACAUUGCGACUCAUUUUCGAGCACCCUAGGCGUUUUCGUGUCCAAGAGACACUUGCAAUCAAUCAAAUUCCCCACCGGCAGACAGGCUCCAGAAGAC
Messenger RNA from Fimicolochytrium jonesii, 1419 nucleotides. RefSeq lists its product as uncharacterized. The transcript has 5 exons. Lineage: Eukaryota; Fungi; Chytridiomycota; Chytridiomycetes; Spizellomycetales; Powellomycetaceae. Gene Ontology annotation, molecular function: Hsp90 protein binding. Bases 113 to 1255 code for a protein of 380 amino acids. The record is from RefSeq and is a predicted model, not a curated record.